GGCUGAGGUCGGAGUAGACCUGGGCGCUCGGCCGCCCGCACCCUGCUCAGGCCCGGCGGGGGGGCGGGGGCGGGGUUGGAAGGUGGCCCGGCGAGGGCACGGUCGCCGCAGGGCGCGGGGCGCGCCGGCGGGCGGGCCGGGUCACGUGACGCCGGAGGCCCGCCACCACGUGGGCCGGGCUGGGCGGCGCAGCUCCCUCGGGCCCCGCGGGUCCUGCGACGGCCCCGGGUCGUCCCCCCGGGCCCGCGGUCACUCCCUCCCCCUGACCCCGCGGUGCCCGCCCUCCCCCCCGGAGGCGGAGUCCCGACUGCAGCUCCCGGCGGCGCUUUCAGGGGACAGAUGGGCAGCGGGAGGCUUCGGGGGCUGCACCCAGGCUCUGAGCUGCCCUAGGGCUGCAGACUGGCUGGGCGUGGGCCCUAGACAUGGCCCAGCCGCUGCCCUUUGUCCUCAAUGUCCCUGAGCUCCCGGAGGACCAUGACCGGGAGCCCAGCCCGUUCGACGAGAGUGAAGUCCAUGACUCCUUCCACCAGCUCAUCCAGGAGCAGAGCCAGUGCGUGGCUGAGGAGGGACUGGAGUUACGGCAGAGGGGGCUGGGGGCCGCAGCCCCGGGGACCUCGGGCAGUGGCCGCCAGGCCCUCGUGGGGCCCGAGGAUGCUGCUGCCCACAGCACGGCCACGCUCCGCAUCCUGGCCAGCAUGCCUAGUCGCACCAUCGGCCGCAGCCGCGGGGCCAUCAUCUCCCAGUACUACAACCGCACGGUGCGGCUUCGGCGCAGGGUCAGCCGGCCCCAGCUCGGGGGCGUGGGGCGCUCGGCCCGGCCCAGCCUCCGCCUCUAUGACCUGGAGCUGGACCCCGCGGCCCUCGAGGAGGAGGAGAAGCGGUCCCUGCUGGUGAAGGAGCUCCAGAGCCUGACGGUGGCCCAGCGGGGCCACAUGCUGAAGGGAAUGCCCUUGGGCCUGGCCGAGAAACGCAGCCUGCGAGAGGAGAGCCGGACCCUGACGGGGAAGCACAGGGAGCAGCGGGGCCGGCGUGGGCUCCUCGCCUGCUGCGGUUGGCUCCGAGACACCUGCGUCCUGGCCCUGCACGGCCUGGGGCUCUGGCUGCUGGCGGGUCUGCACGGCCUGAAGCCCUGGCGCUACGCCCUGAAGCAGAUCGGAGGCCAGUUCGGCUCCAGCGUGCUCUCCUACUUCCUCUUCCUCAAGACCCUGCUGGCCUUCAACGCCCUCCUGCUGCUGCCCGUGCUGGCCUUUGUCGUGGGCGUGCAGGCCGCCUUCCCGCCACCAGCCUCCCCGGGCCCCGUCCCCGCCUUCACGGGCCUGGAGCUGCUCACGGGCGGGGGCCGUCUCACCCACACCGUCAUGUACUACGGCUACUAUGGCAACAGCACGCUGAACCCGCCGUGCGGGCCCGCCCCGGACGGCGGUCAGUGUGGCCGCGAGACCGACGGCCUGCCCUACAACAUGCCCCUGGCCUACCUCUUCACUGUGGGCGGAGCCUUCUUUAUCACCUGCAUCACCCUGGUGUACAGCAUGUCACACUCUUUUGGGGAGAGCUACCGGGUGGGCAGCACCUCGGGGGUUCAUGCCAUCACCGUGUUCUGCUCCUGGGACCACAAGGUGACUCAGAGACGGGCCUCCCGCCUCCAGCACGACAACAUCCGAACCCAUCUGAAGGAGCUGCUGGCCGAGGGGCAGCUGCGGCAGGGUCCCCGGAGCGUGUGCGGGCGGCUGAGGCAGGUGGCGGUGCUGGGCCUCGUGUGGCUGCUGUGCCUGGCGAUCACGCUGGGCUGCACCGUGGCCGUCUACGCCUUCUCCGAGCUCAUGAUCCAGAGCCCCGUGUCUGCUGAGCAGGGGGGGGCGCUGCUGGCCCUGCCGGUGGUGGUCUGCCUCCUCAACCUGGGGGCCCCCUACCUGUACCGCGGCCUGGCGGCCCUGGAGCGACACGACUCCCCAGUGCUGCAGGUGUACGUGGCCGUCUGCAGGAACCUCAUCCUCAAGAUGGUCAUCCUGGGAAUUCUUUGCUACCACUGGCUGGGCCGCAGGGUGGGCACCCUGAGGGACCAGUGCUGGGAGAACUUUGUGGGCCAGGAGCUGUACCGGCUAAUGGUGCUGGAUUUCAUCUUUAUACUGCUGGACACGCUUUUCGGGGAGCUGGUGUGGAGGCUCAUCUCCGAGAGGAAGCUUAAGAGGAAGGAGAAGCCGGAGUUUGACAUUGCCGGGAAUGUUCUGGAGCUGAUUUACGGGCAGACCCUGACCUGGCUGGGGGUCCUCUUUGCUCCCCUCCUCCCUGCCGUCCAGAUCAUCAAGCUGGUGUUCCUCUUCUACGUCAAGAAGACGAGCCUGAUGGCCAACUGCCAGGCGCCCCGCAGGCCCUGGCUGGCCUCCCACAUGAGCACCGUCUUCAUCUCGCUGCUCUGCCUCCCGUCCUUCCUGGGAGCCGCCGUCUUCCUCUGCUACGCCGUGUGGCAGGUGAAGCCCUCCAGCACCUGCGGCCCCUUCCGGACCCUGGACACCAUGUACGAGGCGGGCAAGGUGUGGGUGCGGCGCCUGGAGAAGGCGGGCCCUAGGGUCUCCUGGCUGCCCUGGGUCCACCGGUACCUGGUGGAAAACACCUUCCCCGUCUACCUGGUGUCGGCCCUGCUGCUGGCUGUGAUCUACCUCAACAUCCAGGUGGUGAAGGGCCAGCGGAAGGUCAUCUGCCUCCUCCGGGAGCAGAUCAGCAAUGAGGGGGAAGACAAAAUCUUCUUGAUCAACAAGCUUCACUCUGUCUACGAGAAGAAGGAGAGGAGCAGGGGUGGUAGAACCCAGGAGGCCGAGAGGCUCGAGGAGGAUCCGGACGCCCGCUAGGACAGCCUUGCAUCCGCUCACAAGUACCGCCCGUGCCCGUCACCCUACGUUUCCACGGCCCCGCAGGCAGAGACGCCAACCUGAGACGGUGCACGCACUGGACAACCCCACUGGGCUACAGGGAGGGUGAUAGGACUCUGCAGCCCAUCGAGGCUGGAGCUGGAGGGUGGGCGAGUGGGGCUGGAGCCCCCCCCCCCCCCCCAGUGGACUAGAUCCUGCUCGGGACUCUAUUUAUUCUGGUAAAAAUAUUUUGCAGAAUGGGCCUCUCUUGGGAGUCUGUGCUCAGAGCCGAGCCAGCCGGGCGCCCAAGCACCACUGUGCUGUGUCCCCUCCCCUUGCCUGCGGAUGACGUCCAGGCGGAGGGCGUGGGAACCUAGGGCCCCUUUAUUUCCUCUUUCUGGCUGGAGGCUUCUCUUCCCUCCCUCCGCAGGGGUGCGGGGGUCUGGCGCUAAGCACAGGGCGCCCUCUGCUGGCAGAACCUCAGAUGGCAGGUGGGCCAACCCACGGCUUGACAGGUGCCCCUGGCCAGCCUGUGCCAGGUGGCUGGCACCUGUGCGGGCAGCCAGGCAGGCAAGGAGCAAGUGUGGGGGGUGGCCAGGGUGACAGAGCUCUCAGCGGUGGUAUCCCGCGGUUACAGGGCCGGGGGUGUGGAGAGCACAGUUAGGGAGGCUGGGGGAUGGCGUCCCAGUUAGCAGCGGGCCACAGGGACAGGAGCCUGCCAGGCAGAGGGGCAGCCAGCAUGCAGGCUGGGACGGCCUGGCGAUCCUGUGGGGAUGCCAUGAACCCGAGAGUAAGGGAAGGUGGGGAGAGGCCAUCACAGGCCCCCGUGUCCCAGGUCUGUGGCAGCCGGGGAGAUGGCCCCACGACUUCUCAUCCCACAGGGGAAUCCAGAAGAGCACAACUCGGGCCUGGGCGAGGCAGUGGGGAGCGCCAAUCAAACCCACGGCGGAGACACCACCACCAGCAGUGCCCCCAGCCGGGCCCACGCCCACCCGAACCGUCCCCUCUCCGAGGACGAUCUCACGGGGGGUGGGGGCGCGUAGGACUGUUCGCAGAUGUGCGGGGACAGGUCCAUCCGCUGAUGUGGCCCCGGAGGCUCACCUGGCACUCUCUGUAGGUGGGGGGCGGCGCCCUCGAUGCCCCCGACAGCUCGAUUCCUGGCUUGCCGUGGCCAGUCCCAACACGGGGCUUGGG
Messenger RNA from Prionailurus viverrinus (fishing cat), 4040 nucleotides. It is a transcript of the gene TMC6, whose product is annotated as transmembrane channel like 6. The record is from RefSeq and is a predicted model, not a curated record. Gene Ontology annotation, molecular function: mechanosensitive monoatomic ion channel activity. Lineage: Eukaryota; Metazoa; Chordata; Mammalia; Carnivora; Felidae. Gene Ontology annotation, cellular component: plasma membrane.